This is a messenger RNA of Drosophila navojoa, 320 nucleotides long. RefSeq names its product mitochondrial ribosome and complex I assembly factor AltMIEF1. The record is from RefSeq and is a predicted model, not a curated record. NCBI's taxonomy places the organism in Eukaryota, Metazoa, Arthropoda, Insecta, Diptera, Drosophilidae.
GCAGCACUAACACAUAUUUAAGAACAACAGGUUCUUGCUGAAUUUUAGCAACAAAUAUGUUUAAUCCUUCUCGACAGCAAGUGCUGCGGCUUUAUAAGCAUCUCAUCAAAUACGGCAAUCAUUUAAAGCUAACGGAUAAGAAUUAUUUCCUUGGUCGAGUGCGACACGAGUUCCGCGAAAAUAGACAACUAACAAACGCUCAAGAAAUUGAGUUUAAUUUUAAGCGUGGCGAAACAUUGCUGAAAAAAGGGCGCAUACUCUAGUAAUGCUCAAAUUGCGUUCCUUAGCUGGUUCACUCUCCAGCAAUCUCUGUCGGCUGG